Messenger RNA from Nothoprocta perdicaria, 2673 nucleotides. It is a transcript of the gene DGKE, whose product is annotated as diacylglycerol kinase epsilon. Bases 1 to 1665 code for a protein of 554 amino acids. The record is from RefSeq and is a predicted model, not a curated record. Gene Ontology annotation, molecular function: ATP-dependent diacylglycerol kinase activity. Lineage: Eukaryota; Metazoa; Chordata; Aves; Tinamiformes; Tinamidae. The transcript has 11 exons.
AUGGAGGGGCCGUGGGGCGGCGCCGACUGGCGCCUGGCGCUGGGCACGCUCUGCUCCGUGCUGCUGCCCGUGCUGGUGACGCUGUGGUGCAGCGCGCAGCGCUCGCGGCGGCAGCUGCUCAUCCGCGACAUCUUCCGCGGCAGCAAGCACGACUGGCGCUACACGGACCUCUUCGGGCAGCCCUCGUACUGCUGCGUGUGCGCGCAGCCCGUGCUGCGCGGCGCCUUCUGCCGCUGCUGCGGCCGCCGCGCCGGCGAGGGCUGCCUCAAGCGCGCCGAGCGCCGCUUCCCCUGCAAGGAGGCCGUGGGCCGCGCCAGGGGCCACCACUGGAUCCGCGGCAACGUGCCGCUCUGCAGCCACUGCCGCGCGUGCGGCCAGCAGUGCGGCACGCAGCCCAAGCUCUGCGACUACAGAUGCGUGUGGUGUCAGCAAACUGUGCACGACGAAUGCAUGCAGACCUCUCUGAAGAACGAGGAGUGCACUUUUGGGGAAUUCAGAGACUUAAUUAUCCCACCAUACUACUUAUCCGCUAUCAAUCAGAUGCGUAAAGACAAAAGAACAGAUUAUGAAAAGAUAGUACCUUACUGCAGGAAACACUGGAUGCCAAUAAUCGUGCUGGCUAAUACUCGUAGUGGAAACAACAUGGGUGAAACCUUACUAGGAGAAUUUAAAAUUCUACUGAACCCUGUUCAGGUUUUUGAUCUAAGCAAAAUAGCACCUGCUAAAGCACUCCAGCUUUGUACCUUGCUGCCCUGCAAUGCUGUCAGGGUCCUCGUCUGUGGAGGCGAUGGCACAGUGGGCUGGGUCCUGGAUGCCAUCGAUGAGAUGAAGAUAAAGGGGCAGGAACGCUUUAUUCCCCAAGUUGCAAUCUUACCUCUGGGAACAGGCAACGAUCUGUCUAAUACACUGGGCUGGGGUGCAGGUUAUGCUGGAGAAGUCCCUGUAGAACAGAUCUUACGAAAUGUCAUGGAAGCAGAUGGAAUCAAACUGGACAGAUGGAAGGUUCAAGUAACAAAUAAAGGAUACUACAAUUUAAGGAAACCAAAGGUGUUCACAAUGAACAACUACUUUUCUAUAGGACCUGAUGCUCUUAUGGCUUUAAAUUUCCAUGCGCAUCGGGAGAAGACUCCCUCUCUGUUUUCCAGCAGAAUUAUUAAUAAGGCUGUUUACUUUUUCUAUGGAACCAAAGACUGCUUAGUACAAGAAUGUAAAGAUCUCAACAAGAAGGUUGAGCUAGAGUUGGAUGGCGAGAGAAUCGAGUUGCCCAACUUGGAAGGCAUCAUUGUCCUGAAUAUUGGAUACUGGGGAGGUGGCUGCAGACUCUGGGAAGGAAUGGGUGAUGAACCUUAUCCCUUGGCAAGGCAUGAUGAUGGACUGCUGGAAGUUGUUGGAGUUUAUGGUUCUUUUCACUGUGCCCAGAUACAGGUGAAGCUGGCAAAUCCUGUUCGUCUAGGGCAGGCACAUACAGUAAGGCUGAUCUUGAAGAGUUCAAAGAUGCCAAUGCAGGUGGAUGGUGAACCGUGGGCUCAGGGGCCCUGCACUGUUACCAUAACUCAUAAGACACAUGCACUGAUGCUCUAUCACUCCGGUGAGCAAACGGAUGACGACGCUUCCAGCCUGUCUGAGCAAGAGCACGUGAGAGAGCAGACUGAUGAAGAUGUGUAGGUUUUUAAAACUUAACGUAAUACCGUGAUAAAGUUUGUGUUUAAAAGCACUGAGAACAUUUAAUCCAGAUGAAAGCUUAUGCUGUAAGGUUCAUGCUUGUGAACAAACUAGGGGUGAGGAAAAAGCCAUGCUUUCACACUCAUGAAAACUUUCACAGCUGAAUUGCUGCAACUACUUUGCCUUUUUUUUUCCAAUUGGUGGUGCCCAGUCCUUCCAGCUGCAAGAGUUGGUUACUCCAAUGGCAGGAGAGGGACAGAUACUGCAGCCUUUCCUUGCUGAGCUAGCAGACAUCAGCACGUGCACAGUGUAAUGUGCAAGAGGCUUCCUACUCCCAGAGAGGGAUCACGUGGGAGUUCAGCCUGCUUCCACCUGCCCUUUUUCCCAGGAGCAGCUCCCGAUCAGACAAGUAGCAUGUGGGCUGAGUAUUCUGGUAAGAGCCUGCUCCUGCCUAUCAUAUUUUCUGGGGAGUGGAGACCUGCUUCUCUGAGAAUCUGCAUGUGCAGAACAUAUCUAGUAGCUUUGACCGGAGGAUCCGGGUUCUUCGGAGAAGUAGGUAAGCAAAGAAAAUGUUUUUGGAGAAAAGGCUUCUGGAAAUGGUCUGUUAGCCAGUGACUCUUUCAGGGGCUGUGUAAGACAAAGUAAUGUACUCCUGCGGGCCUCAGGACCCAAGAUGCAGCAUCAAGAUAAUUCCACUAUGACUUGUACUGAAUGUUCUUGUGGCCAGCUGCUCCCAUUAAAUGAGGGUCAGUUCUAGGCUUUUAUAAAUAAGCAGCCUGUCUUGGUUCUUAAACAGGCUUGUUGGAAGAGACCAUGGACCAGAGAGCUCUUUUUGGUUGCAUAUAGUGGGGUUUUAAAGAAAUUAGGAAGCUCAGCAAUGCUUUUAAAGGGCUGCUAAAGAUCUUCUGUGAUAAUUAGCUGAAAAUGAUAUGGCAGGGUGUUGUGUUAUCCAUGUCAGUUGUGAGUGUAGGGGUUGAGAGGCAAGCUCGCAGAGGUUAGCAGGUUCUAGCC